AUGUCCGGAAACAAGGCUCUCUUCUUCAAAAGUAUCCCCCAGGGAUACCCUGUCCCCGGGCAGGAUAUCACCAUUGAGAAUGUUGCCGACGUCGAUGCCAACUCUCCUGCUCCCGCCAACGGUGUUGUCUUGCAGUCCCUCUACACCAGUUUCGACCCCUACAUGCGUGGCCGCAUGCGCGACGCCGAGUCCAAGUCCUAUGCUCCCGCUUUCGCCCUCAACAAGCCCAUUGACAGCCGCAGCAUCUGCAAGGUCCUCCGCUCCAACAAUGCUUCUUACAAGGAAGGUGACCUCGUCAUCGGCCAUGUGCCCAUCCAGGAGUACAUUGCUCUGAACGGUGAGCAGGUGGUCGUCCUCAGCCCCCUCGAGAACCCUUUGGGAAUUGAGGACAUCCGUGUUUUCUUGGGUGCUCUGGGUAUGCCCGGUCUCACUGCCUACUCGUCGCUCUACGAGAUUGGAAAGCCCAAGAAGGGCGAGACUAUCUUUGUCUCCGCAGCUAGCGGUGCUGUCGGCCAGUUGGUUGGCCAGCUGGCCAAGCACGAGGGCCUCAAGGUCAUCGGCAGUGUUGGAUCGGAUGAGAAGCUGGACUACAUUAUCAAGGACCUGGGCUUCGACGGCGGCUUCAACUACAAGAACGAGAAGCCCAAGGAUGCCCUGGCCCGUCUGGCCCCCAACGGAAUUGACAUCUACUACGAGAACGUCGGUGGCGAGCACCUCGAGGCUGCUCUUGAUGCCCUCAACAACUUUGGCCGUAUCGUCGUCUGCGGCUUGAUCUCCCAGUACAACUCCGCCCCGUACCCGAUCACCAACAUCCACAACGUGCUGGUCAAGCGUAUUGACAUGCGUGGAUUCAUCGUCGGUGACCCCGGUUUUGCUCCUAAGUACACCAAGGAGCACCAGGAGAAUGUGCAGAAGUGGAUCAAGGAGGGUUCAUUCAAGAAUCUCAUUCACGAGACCCAGGGCAUUGACAACGCUGCCGAGGGUCUGGUUGGUAUCUUCUACGGAAAGAACAAGGGCAAGGCUGUCCUGAAGUUCUAA
Molecule: messenger RNA, 1038 nt
Organism: Aspergillus wentii DTO 134E9
Lineage: Eukaryota; Fungi; Ascomycota; Eurotiomycetes; Eurotiales; Aspergillaceae
Product: MDR family NADP-dependent oxidoreductase
Exons: 1
Coding region: 1-1038 (345 amino acids)
Molecular function (GO): oxidoreductase activity, acting on the CH-CH group of donors, NAD or NADP as acceptor
Source: RefSeq, a predicted model, not a curated record